AUGAGCUCGCAAAACACUCCCAUUCCGUCCCGAGUUCCCCUUGCGGUCCCUCGUCCAGGAACCGCGCCGAUACUACCGGAGCCUGCUUUGGCCACUGGGUACACCAUGCCUGACCACAUCCGACGGCCCAGCACUACAGGGGUGGAUUUCGGCCGCAGAGCACCGCCCGGCGGAAGCUACGUGAUCGUGGAGUCGUCUUCAGGACCUCAUCACUCCAGCCCGGUGACCCUUGCGGUCUCCCGCGACUCCAAGUGGGCGGCAAAUGGCUACCAGGACGGAAAGAUCAUCGUGUGGACUAUCAGUCGUCCGACGGAAGUCUACGUACAAUGGGACACCGAAUCCACCGUUCACGCGCUCGCCUUCUCCCCCAAAGGGGACUGUCUUGCGUCCGUGCAUGAGGACGGUAGCAUCCAGAUAUUUUCGGUCACUGGAUACAAGCACAAUCACUCGGGCAAGGAAGAGAAAACGAAGCUUGAGGAGGGGUCAGAGAAACUCUAUCCUAGCCCUACUGGCCCUACCGACCAUAGCCCCACCGACCCUACCGUUGACGAAGAUCAGUGUUGCAAUUCGAAGUCCCCGAUUCCGCCAUUGUGCGCGGUGGACUGGGCCCCCAACGGUCUCAGAAUUGCAGCGUGUUCCGAGGAGUUCCUAUAUAUCUGGGACCUCAAUACCCUUGAGCACGACUUCAAGUUCUCGAAACCGACCGAGGCAAUCCCACACCCGGGCCUCACCUUCGUCACUUUCUCCCCGGACAGCCGUCUGCUCGCAUACGGAGGGGCGCGUAAUCAAUACUACGUCCGCGACUUCGAGCGCAACGGAGUCCGAGCAGCUCCCCAAUGCAUCUGGGAGCCCGAAUUCGAACGCACGAUCAUCGACGCCGCGCUCGACGCGAAGGGAGAGCAUCUCAUAGCCCUCUCUGACGACAACACCGUGCGCAUCUGGGACAUCCGCGACCGGCACACACUCAAAAUGCAGUACACCAUGCCCGACGGCGAGGUGUUGGCCAUCUCGUUCUCGCACAACGGGACGGCCAUGCUAGUCGCGUCGCACGAUGAUUACCGGAAGGCAUUUUUCAGCGAGUGGAACGUGUCGGACUCGCUCGUGAACGCCCCCCGCUACCGCCUGCUCCAUGGCCCAAGGACCAAGGCCGAUACCCGGGCCGCAGCUGUUAUUAGUCGCGCACGCUUCUCUCCAGACGGAAGCUUCAUCGUCUCUGGUGCGUGGGACGGUACUGUGAAACUUUGGGGGAUGUCGUUUGUAUACGUGCCUGCUACGAGCCUCGGGGAGUAG
Molecule: messenger RNA, 1290 nt
Organism: Trametes versicolor FP-101664 SS1
Lineage: Eukaryota; Fungi; Basidiomycota; Agaricomycetes; Polyporales; Polyporaceae
Product: WD40 repeat-like protein
Exons: 2
Coding region: 1-1290 (429 amino acids)
Molecular function (GO): protein binding
Source: RefSeq, a predicted model, not a curated record